Messenger RNA from Sardina pilchardus (European sardine), 8092 nucleotides. It is a transcript of the gene rptor, whose product is annotated as regulatory associated protein of MTOR, complex 1. Gene Ontology annotation, molecular function: protein binding; protein-macromolecule adaptor activity. The transcript has 36 exons. Lineage: Eukaryota; Metazoa; Chordata; Actinopteri; Clupeiformes; Clupeidae. The record is from RefSeq and is a predicted model, not a curated record. Gene Ontology annotation, biological process: cellular response to starvation; TORC1 signaling; positive regulation of protein serine/threonine kinase activity. Gene Ontology annotation, cellular component: TORC1 complex; cytoplasm. Bases 438 to 4490 code for a protein of 1350 amino acids.
GGCGGCGCCCUUGCGCAAGUGCUGAGAAAGUGUCUCUAUAGAGAAACAGUGAGAAAUAUCAGGUUUGCUGCACAUUUUUAGUGUCAUCUGAUUGUGAAAGGUGAUAGCAGGUGCACAAAACGAGAUCCACGACCGAGCCAUCGAUUGCAAUAACAGCGCUUGGCGUGGCUCUGGCAGAACGUCCGUGCGAAGAUGGGCCUCCAUCCGAGCCCCUACCCCUAGCGAAAAGUGGACGGGGGGAGAACAAUCGCAGAUUUCCCUGCAAACACAUCCCGGUUGAACUUGGACUUGACGGCUUUCACUUUUUGCAGAAAUUGUGGACGCUGCCAUAUAACUUGCUAACGGGAGUUAUCUGCGCGACCGCCUCUGUCAUCGUUCGGAGACGCAGGAGUUCCCCAGCUCGUGGUGUGCAGAUAACAGCCGCGCCAAGGGCCCUGAUGAAAAUGGACGCGGAGCUACUCCACUCCCCUGUGGUGGGACUGGCGGAGGAGGAGGAGGCCGACAUGGGCGACUGGAACCUGCCGCUGGCCUUCAUGAAGAAGCGCCACUCGGAGAAGAUCGAGGGCUCCAAGGCGCUGGCACAGAGCUGGAGGAUGAAGGACAGGAUGAAGACGGUGAGCGUGGCCCUGGUGCUCUGCCUGAACGUGGGAGUGGACCCCCCCGACGUGGUGAAGACCUCGCCGUGCGCCCGGCUGGAGUGCUGGAUCGACCCAUUGUCCAUGAGUCCACAGAAGGCCCUUGAAACCAUCGGGGCCAACCUCCAGAAGCAGUAUGAGAACUGGCAGCCUCGGGCGCGCUACAAGCAGAGUCUGGACCCCACGGUGGACGAGGUGAAGAAGCUGUGCACGUCGCUGCGCCGCAACGCCAAGGAGGAGCGCGUGCUCUUCCACUACAACGGCCACGGCGUGCCCCGGCCCACCGUCAACGGGGAGAUCUGGGUCUUCAACAAGAACUACACGCAGUACAUCCCCCUGUCCAUCUACGACCUGCAGACCUGGAUGGGCAGCCCGUCCAUCUUUGUGUACGACUGCUCCAACGCCGGCAUCAUCGUCAAGUCCUUCAAGCAGUUCGCCCUGCAGAGGGAGCAGGAGCUGGAGGUGGCGGCCAUCAACCCCAACCACCCCCUGGCCCAGAUGCCGCUGCCCCCCUCCAUGAAGAACUGCAUCCAGCUGGCGGCGUGCGAGGCCACCGAGCUGCUGCCCAUGAACCCUGACCUCCCCGCUGACCUCUUCACCUCAUGCCUCACCACGCCCAUCAAGAUCGCCCUGCGCUGGUUCUGCAUGCAGAAGAGUGCCAAGCUGGUGCCAGGGGUGACGCUGGACCUGAUUGAGAAAAUACCUGGCAGGCUGAACGACAGGCGAACGCCACUCGGAGAACUCAAUUGGAUCUUCACGGCGAUCACCGACACCAUCGCGUGGAACGUUUUGCCCAGAGACCUGUUCCAGAAGCUCUUCCGGCAGGACCUGCUGGUGGCCAGCUUGUUCCGUAACUUCCUGUUGGCCGAGAGGAUAAUGAGGUCCUACAACUGCACGCCAGUCAGCAGCCCGCGCCUCCCGCCAACAUACAUGCAUGCUAUGUGGCAGGCCUGGGACCUGGCGGUGGACAUCUGCCUCUCGCAGCUCCCCACCAUCAUCGAGGAGGGCACCGCCUUCAGGCACAGUCCCUUCUUCGCCGAGCAGCUGACGGCCUUCCAGGUGUGGCUCACCAUGGGCGUGGAGAACAGGAACCCCCCGGAGCAGCUGCCCAUCGUCCUGCAGGUCCUCCUGAGCCAGGUGCACCGCCUCCGAGCGCUGGACCUCCUGGGCCGCUUCCUGGACCUGGGACCCUGGGCCGUCAGUUUGGCCCUGUCGGUGGGGAUCUUCCCCUACGUGCUGAAGCUGCUGCAGAGCUCGGCGCGGGAGCUGCGUCCACUGCUGGUCUUCAUCUGGGCCAAGAUCCUGGCCGUGGACAGCUCCUGCCAAGCUGACCUUGUGAAGGACAACGGGCACAAGUACUUCCUGUCUGUACUGGCUGACCCCUAUAUGCCCGCGGAGCACCGGACCAUGGCUGUGUUCAUUCUGGCGGUCAUAGUCAACAACUACAACACAGGCCAGGAGGCCUGUCUCCAGGGUAACCUGAUUGCCAUUUGCCUGGAGCAGCUGAACGACCCUCACCCGCUGCUGCGCCAGUGGGUGGCCAUCUGCCUGGGCCGCAUCUGGCAGAACUUCGACUCGGCGCGCUGGUGCGGCGUCAGGGACAGCGCCCACGAGAAGCUCUACAGCCUGCUCUCCGACCCCAUCCCCGAGGUGCGCUGCGCGGCCGUCUUCGCCCUGGGGACCUUCGUGGGCAACUCGGCCGAGCGGACGGAUCACUCGACCACCAUCGACCACAACGUGGCCAUGAUGCUGGCCCAGCUCAUCAACGACGGCAGCCCGGUGGUCCGCAAGGAGCUGGUGGUGGCGCUGAGUCACCUGGUGGUGCAGUACGAGAGCAACUUCUGCACCGUGGCGCUGCAGUUCAUGGAGGAGGAGAAGAGCUACUCCGUGCCCUCGCCCGCCAACACUACAGAGCCGGGGAAUCUGACCCCGGUGAAGGACAGCCCGGCCAUCCCCCGCCUGCGCUCGGUCAACUCCUACACCAACAUCCGCGCCGCCACCACCGCACGCAACCUCAACAAGAGCCUCCAGAACCUCAACCUCAACGAAGAAGGUGGUCCGGUGGCCUUCUCCCCGGGGAACCUGAGCACCAGCAGCAGUGCCAGCAGCACGCUGGGCAGCCCGGACAACGACGAGUACAUCCUGUCCUUCGAGACCAUCGACAAGAUGAGGAGGGUCAGCUCCUACUCCUCCCUCAACUCCCUCAUCGGUGUGUCAUUCAACAGCGUCUACACCCAGAUCUGGAGGGUCCUCUUGCACUUAGCGGCCGACCCCUUCCCCGAGGUGUCCGACCUGGCCAUGAAGGUCCUCAACUGCAUCGCGUACAAGGCUACCAUGAACGCCCGCUCGCAGAGGAUCCUGGACUGCGGCUCCUCCACACAGUCGGCCCCAGCCAGCCCCACCAGCAAAGGCACACACAUACACCAGGCUGGUGGCUCCCCGCCCAUGCCCAGCGCCAGCAGCUCCAGCCUGACCAAUGAGGUGCCCAAGCCGCCCGCCCGCGACGCACCCCCUGCCCGGCCCCCCUACACGCCGACACUGGGGGGCCAGGCGCCGCACUCGCACCAGUUCCCCCGUACCCGCAAGAUGUUUGAUAAAGGGCCCGACCAGGCGGCGGAGGACGGAGACGAGCCGACCCCACACAGGAACUACAUCAGCGCCACCAUGCAGACGGGCCUGUGUGACUGGAGCGCCAAGUACUUCGCCCAGCCCGUCAUGAAGAUUCCAGAGGAGCACGACGUGGAGAGUCAGGUGCGGAAGGAGCGGGAAUGGCGCUUCCUGCGGAACGCUCGCGUGCGGAGGCAGAGCCAGCGCAUCACGCAACGGGGUGUCUCUCGGCUAGACGACCAGAUCUUCAUCAACCGGAACCCUGGCGUUCCGUCGGUGGUCAAGUUCCACCCCUUCAACCCCUGCAUCGCCGUGGCCGAUAAGGACAGCAUAUGCUUUUGGGACUGGGAGAAGGGAGAGAGGCUUGAUUACUUCUACAACGGCAACCCUCGCUACACGCGCAUCACGGCCAUGGAGUAUCUGAAUGGACACGACUGCUCGCUCCUGCUCACAGCCACCGACGACGGAGCCUUGAGAAUCUGGAAGAACUUUGCCGACCAGCGGAACCCGGAGAUGGUGACAGCCUGGCAGGGUCUAUCUGACAUGCUACCCACUACAAGAGGUCUAGCGCGCCGCGUCUCCAUCUAUCUUGACAGGAGUAAACAGGGAGGUGCUGGCAUGGUGGUGGACUGGGAGCAGGAGACGGGUCUGCUGAUGACAUCAGGAGACGUGCGCAUCAUCAGGAUCUGGGACACCGAGAGGGAGACCAAGGUUCAGGACAUCCCAACCGGAGCGGACAGCUGUGUGACCAGCUUGUCGUGUGACCCCCAGCGUUCCCUGAUCGUGGCGGGCCUGGGCGACGGUUCAGUGAGAGUGUACGACCGGCGAAUGGCUCCCAACGAGUGUCGAGUGAUGACGUACCGGGAGCAUGGUGCCUGGGUGGUCAAGGCUCAUCUACAGAGGGAGACGGACGGCCACAUCAUCAGUGUUAGUGUAAACGGAGACGUACGUUUCUUCGAGACACGUGUACCGGAAUCUGUGAACGUGCUGCAAACAGUGAAGGGUCUGACCGCGCUGGACAUCCACCCACAGGCCAACCUCUUCGCUUGUGGCUCCAUGAACCAGUUCAUCGCUGUGUACAACUCCAACGGCGACGUCAUCAGCAACAUCAAGUACUACGACGGCUUCAUGGGCCAGAGGAUCGGGGCCAUCAGCUGCCUGGCCUUCCACCCCUACUGGCCCCACUUGGCCGUGGGCAGUAACGACUACUACAUGUCCAUCUACUCGGCCGAGAAAAGGCUCAGAUAACAGCGCGGCUGCGCCCAGCCCAGGCCCCGCCCAGGCCCCAGCCAGGCCCCGCCCAGAUGCUGAGAAAACACACACACACACACACCACCACCACCACCACCACCCCUCUCUACCCUGGAGCCAGGAUGUAAAUGACUUCUGAUGUACAUAUGCAAAACUACCACCCUGAAUGUCUAGUGAUGGCUGCUCUAUCUCUCUCGUGAUGACGACCUAUAUUAUUAUUAUUAUUAUUAUUAUUAUUCUUGUUAUUAUUAUGAUCGUUACUACUAAGCAUUAUUUUGGAGCUAAUGAUUGUAGACUUUGGCUGUGCUGAAGAGUGUACAUUGAAUUUGCAUAUAUAUAACGUUGAAAGAGCUUAGAGGUUCUAUUUUAAAAGGUACAGCCUGCGCGCGAGGGGGGGUCUGAGGGCAGACCUCUCCUCCGCCAGCGUUCCUGCCUGUUUGAUUUGAACUCUGACCCCUGCUUGACCCCGUGACCUGUGUGGAGAAAAAGGGGGGUGUGAAGGAAAAGCAAUGGAGGAGGAGUGGAGGUGGGAAGAGGCGGGGAUGGAGCCGUGAGAGACUUCAGGGCGAGACCGGGUGGAUGGCCACCGAUGUGCCUGCGUGCUCAAGGUGUGGCCUGCCUACCUGGCCUGCUGCUGCUGCUGCUGUGGAUGAUGGAGGCCACCUGUGUUUCAGGUGGUGGUCGUGCGCACACACACACACACACACACACACACACACACACACACACACACACCUAUGAUGGGUCUUAAAGCCCUAUCAGUCACCAAACCUCCUGUCUGUUAGUCUGUUUACACACACACACUUGGCCACAUCUCACUCACUCACUCACAGACAGAGACAGACAUACAGACAGACAGACAAGACAGACACACAUAUAGUACAUUCACUCCACACACACAAAGGCACUCUCUCUCUCACACUCUCUCACACACACAGUGCCAAAACCAACCAUCUCCCCACCCCCUCCCCUCUUCACCACCUCGGCUCUCUGACGCACGGGGGCCGCACGUCCUGGGGUGGACCUGACCUGUCCACCGCCACCCUCCGAAGCCUCCUCGGAGACGGGAGGUCACUACCUAUCUUCCUGUGUGCCCUGCUAAGCAAUAAGGAUCCCAGGGUUGAGACUGACAAGCUUCAACUGGAGCAUCUCACUUUAAAAAAAAAACAACAACAAAAAAAAACAAACAAAAUGGACUUGGGCCUAAGAGAGGACUCUGACGAUAGCACCCACCCGCAUCAUAGCUGUGAAGAUCACAAGCUUUGGUCUCUUUUUCUUUUUUUGUUUUUGUUUGUAUGAUCCUGCUGGUCGUAACGCAUUGUGUUGGAAUCCCAAGCUGUGGCUGUGUUUUAGCAUGACAUUCAUUGCUGACCCGCGUGGUCCGCUUUUUGUCUGGCUGACCGAGGGACCGAGUCGUCCCACGGGCUGGUCAGCACUGCUAGAGGAUCUGAAGGCCGACCAGCUGACCCAUGAUAAGCACCAGGACCAUCCAGCCUCAUAACCUCCCCCUCGCAACCAAAAGGUGAUGACCUCUGAACUCUCGACUCCCAGCUCACAGCCACACCAGCCUUUUAGCUCGACCCCAGCUCUUGUGCCAACAGCCGCCCCCCCCCCCCCUCAUCUUCUCAUCCUCUCGGCCCUGCAGGCCGCAAGGGGAUCAUGGGAAACGGAGUUUCCCGUCAGCCUUCCCACCCUCAGCUCUCUCUCUCUCUCUCUCUCUCUCUCUCUCUCUCUCUCUCUCUCUCUCUCUCUCUCUCUCUCUCUUUCUGCGUUCAUCUAGACAUGAUUAUCCUCCGUUCUCUUUUGUUUCUUUUUGAAUUUUAUUUAAAGUUUACUUUUACUUUUCGGUUUCGUUUUAAAUCUUGAUUUUAUUGGGGACUCUGGGACUCAUCUCUGUGCUCUUGGUUAGACGUCAGUGGACCGAGGAGAGAGGCGCUGGUGGAAAGGAAGCCGUUAGCCUCAGACCUUCUUUUGCCCUCUUCUGGCUGCCUUACGCAUAGCUGAUUGCUACUUCAUGGCUUCCUAGCUGUUGGUUGACCGUUUCUUGUGACACACUAGAACCAGAGUGCCAUCUGUGGUGCACGUAUGCACUGACCUGUACUGACCGUUCUGACCGUUCUGCAUGUUCCGGAGCUGGUGGUUGUCGUCCUCUCAGACCGCCCUCAGUGUCUCGGCGCGCUCGCUAUACACAUAAUUGUUUACUUCCUGUAGCCCAUUUUGGAUGCUCAAUUGUAAUCAACAAAAACCAGCAACAGCCCAGAGAAAAAAGGGAUGCAUUAAUAAAAUCACUGGGAGUGCAGUGUACUCAUUGCUACGUUUCUAUUGAGAAAAGAAAAGGCUGUGUCAAAUGUAAGAUUUCUUUAGGCCUGAGGGUCAGCUCUCUGCUCUUCUCACAGUAAAUGUUUCUUUACACCGAGGAACUGCUUUUCUAAUUCUUAAAGUGCCUCCCUCCAGGGAGUGCAAUUCUUAAACAUGCUUAUCAAUUCUUGACUUUACUUCCCAGAGUCCUCUGAUGAAGUGAUUGUAAAGAGGGUCAUCUAGGGAAGCCUCCGAGUCUCUCUAGUAAUGAAAUGUGGCGUAUCUGGUUGGAACGGUGCCGCCUCCACAUAAUAAACGUUGGACUAUCGCUCCAAUGAUAAAAGUAUAGUAGAACCCAAGCACUUGUACAGUGAAAUUAUCUCCUCUUUUUUUUGUACUUCACGUUCCCCUUCUCCAACCCAUAGUCAAUAUAUGAAUAUAUAAUUUUAUUUUUGUCCUUUUUUUUCAUACCCUUGAGGGUAUAUUGUAAUUUGCUUUCUCUCAUUGUGGGUUUGUGUUUUAAUUCUCUGGUCUUUUUUUGCUUGUCUCUUGCCUUGGCUUUUUUUUUGUGAGGGCGGGGUGGUUCGGAAUGAAGUAGUCGCAUCACACGCCACUUGAGUUAUUCCCCUGGCUUAACCCUGUCAUGAAAUGGAAGCCCUUACUUUUGCCACUUUAUCUCGCUUGACUCCCGAGGAUAAAGAUGAAGAAUGGACAGAAACACUUGCCUUGUAGGCAAAACUGGCAAACACUUGGCUGUGUAGUAGUCACAGUCCUACCCCAAACCAAUGCUCUCUGGACUGUCUCCCCCUGGGGGAGUGGAGGAGGUACUGCAGUUUUCACCGCUUCACAGUCACCCUGCUGAGAACCACAUCUCUAAUAUCCUGCUCUGAGUUUUAACAUUUUAGAUAAAAAAAGAAGAAACUAGUAGAACGAGUUUGAAGAGAAAAAAAAACAAAACAAUCAGGAGUUUUCUGUGAUAGGUUAUUUGCUGACUGUGGACUACAAGACAGGGGAAGAAAUCCUUGAAAUAAACCAAAUACACAACCCAGUGUGUCCAUGUUUAUGUUCUCAUCUGUUUUCUUGGAUUUUAGCUUUCUUCUUCAUGGACCAUGCAGACGCCAUAACUCACCACCUUCCUUAAUAUUGUUUCUGAAUAUAUCCAUACAUAUAGCUAAGGGAUCUGCAAAAUAACCUGCUUUGAUUGAUAAAGUUGUACUUUAUCAAUAAAGAAUACAUAUCUUUGAUGUGUUGAUCAGAUCUAAAUGACGACCCUUUACAUAAAUAAAACAAAGUGUCUAUUG